Messenger RNA from Symbiodinium necroappetens, 484 nucleotides. Lineage: Eukaryota; Dinophyceae; Suessiales; Symbiodiniaceae. The record is from the annotation of a GenBank genome assembly.
AUGAGCGUUGCCUACUGGGGCCCUUGGCUCAACGUUCCGCGCUUUACCACCUAUGCUGUAUGCACCAUCUGCACUGAGAUUUACAGCACUUUGAUGGCUGCAUUGGCUGUAGCUCAGCUGCCCUGCAAUGCUUCGCCUCUGGCGGGAGUUCUGCUGUACUGUGUGGGUCUUUUUGUGGCCGUGGCACGGGCCUACUGUGCCGUGCUCGCUCUCCGGCUUCAGGACGAGCUGAGUUGGGUCUGCCGCCGGCCCAGAAGCAAACCGCGCGGAGCAGUCUCUCAGCAGCCGGGAGGUGCAGAGGCUUGGGAUGCACCCCGAAACCGCCGAGCAGUACUCACAGAGGAGAAGACACGAUCUGCCCUCUGGGGGCUCGGAUUUCUUCAAAGAGAUAUUGUGGAAGAUACUGUCCGAGAUUUCAAUGAGCCGGACGACGGAGAUCCCUCGAAAGCUUCACUGGCCUGCCCUUUUCUGCCUGACUUUAUAU